This is a messenger RNA of Spizellomyces punctatus DAOM BR117, 642 nucleotides long. RefSeq lists its product as uncharacterized. The record is from RefSeq and is a predicted model, not a curated record. The transcript has 4 exons. Lineage: Eukaryota; Fungi; Chytridiomycota; Chytridiomycetes; Spizellomycetales; Spizellomycetaceae. The coding region runs from base 10 to 642 and encodes 210 amino acids. Gene Ontology annotation, molecular function: phosphoprotein phosphatase activity.
AGCACCAAGAUGUUGGCUUGCCACAUGUUAACCCAUCUCACAAGGCCUUUGCGGCGCAUCCUCCCUUCACACACACUAUUUCACUUCAGAUCCUCAUACAAAUACACUUUACAAAGUAAACUCAGCAUGACAACCACAUCUUCAACUUCACUACAAGAAACUUUGGAAACGUCCUCGAUCGAUAUCACACACCCACCUUUGGACCAAUCCGGGUUGGAAAACGUUGCGAAUUUUAGAGACGUUGGACGGAAUUACAACGUCGAUGCGGAUGGCCGUGAGGAAUCCACUGCGUUAAGAGAAGGGAAUUUGUAUCGCUCUGCACGGUUAGACGAUGCAACCUCCGAGGACGUCAAGGUCCUGCAAUCCCGGUACAACAUUAAAACCGUCAUUGACCUCCGAUCUGAUCUAGAACGAAAGGAAUGCGAUCAUGUUGCUUCUACGUUUCUCUUUUCGGCUAUUGAGGAAGAAGUUCAAGAGGAACUCUCGCCGAUGCAUACACACAAGUCAUCUUGUUUCCAAACUCAAGUCCUGCCAGAAGAGUUUAGAAAUGGGAAACGGACGCGGUAUUCGAUUGAGUUUGCUGGGGAGGAUUUUAGAAAGUAUUCGGUUUGGAAACCUUUGGGGGUGUUGACCAAAUUGUGA